GCUUUUCCCUGCCGACCUGUCGUCCAAUAAGAGCCACCCUCACAUCAUGUGUUCAUCCCCAUCCCAUCGCGCCUAGUAUCAGUUGUCAUAGGCACAUUCCCUCGAUUCUGUCUCUGUCUUGGACAUUUGCCUGCAGACGACUUUCUGGGAGAUCUCCCUCCCUCUAGCAGUGCCCAGGUCAGUGUUCUUCUGAUUCCCUUCGAUGGUCAUCUAAUCAACAAUCUCGGACCGAAACUUAAAAAUGCCAUCAGGGAAAUAUGAUAAGCCAGUGGUCAUCGAUAAUCAUGACGGAACUGUAACAUUUAAAUAUGAUCCGAAAGAAUUAGGUACUCAUGAACUGCAGAUAAAAUUCAAUGAUGAACCCAUACAAGGUAGCCCAUACAAAUUUCACGUAGAUGCCAUAGGUAAUGGACUUAUUACAGCUUAUGGCUCUGGCCUUGUCCAAGGAGUGGCCGGUGAACCUUGCUGCAUUACAGUAUCGAACAAAAAUAACGCAAUUGGCAAAAUUGACGUCUCUGUCAAUGGGCCAUUAAGAACAGAAGUUUCAUGCCACGAUAACAAAGAUGGAACCAUGACUAUAACUUACGUACCUCCUUCGCCAGGAGAGUACAAAGUGAGCAUCAGAGCAGGAAAUCAGCAUAUUAAAGGAAGCCCUUUCACUACAAAAGUAACAGCUGAGGGUCGUAAACGUAGCCAAAUCACCAUUGGUCAUUCCAGCGAGGUAUCUUUAGAUGUUCAUGAGAAAGAUGUGAAAUGCUUAAAUGCAAGUAUAGUUGCACCAUCUGGCUUAGAGGAACCUUGUUUUAUUAAGAAACGCCAGGAUGGAUCAUUUGGCAUUUCUUUCACUCCUCGUGAGGAAGGCGAGCAUCUCGUACAUGUAAAAAAAUUGGGAAAUAAUGUAGCCGGAAGUCCCUUCAAAAUCAAUGUUCUCGCUAAAGACAUUGGAAAUGCUUCGAAAGUAAAAGUUACGGGAAAUGGAUUAAAAGAAGGCAAAACACAGACAGAGAACCAGUUCAUUCUGCAUACAUCUGAUGCUGGUUUUGGAGGCAUUAAUUUUUCAGUAGAAGGAAGAAGUGCUGCUGAACUGAAGUGUGAAGAUAAAGAUGGCGUUAUAAUUUGUUCUUACAAGCCAGCAGAACCUGGGUAUUAUGUCAUCAAUGUAAAAUUCGCUGAUCAUCAUAUACCAGGCAGUCCAUUUACAGUUAAAGUUACAGGACCGGGAUCAAACAUCAUACGUGAAACUAUCAAAAAGAAAAUAGACCAGGCUCCAACUGUCGAUAUUGGUCAAGAAGCUUCACUGAUUUUCCGGUUACCGGGUACAAAUGCGUUCGAUAUGGCUGCUAAAGUAACCAAUCCAACUGGUGUAACAGAUGAUGCUGUGAUCACGGAUAUGGAAGAUUGCUUAUAUGGAGUCUAUUUCACUCCAAAAGAGCCAGGUAUCCAUACCAUCAGUGUGCGCUGCAAAGACAUUCAUAUCCCUGGAUCACCAUUUCAAUUUACAGUGGGAACAAAUACAAAUUUUGGAGCACACAAGGUGCAUGCAGGUGGCCUGGGCCUAGAGAGAGGAGGAGCCAACGAGCCUAGUGAAUUCAAUUUGUAUACCAGAGAAGCUGGUCCUGGCAUUCUAGGCAUUUCUGUCGAAGGAAAGUCCCGAGCAGAAAUAAAUGUUAAAGAUGUCAGUCCUGGAAUGUAUAGCGUUAUCUACAAAGUUAGCGAACCAGGUGAAUACAGGGUAGGUAUCAAGUUCAAUGACGAACCGAUUCCGGACAGUCCAUUUAAAGUAUAUAUGCUACCCGAAGUUGGUGAUGCCAGGAAGAUUGAAUUGGGUCAUAUACCCGAUGCAGGAUUGCAAGUUAAUAAGCCCAUCGCCUUCACCAUUCAGAUGAAUGGCGCAAAAGGUCUCAUUGACGGCAAAGUAGUGUCACCCUCAGGAACAGAAGACGAUUGCUUUGUGUCACCCAUAGAUGAAGAUUCAUGGGCGUUGCGAUUUAUUCCACAUGAAAAUGGCAUUCAUCAAAUUCAUCUAAGACAUAAUGGAACUCAUAUUCCUCAAAGUCCAUUUAGGAUAGUUAUUGGGCAUGAUGAUGCUGAUCCAGCAGCUGUACAAGCCUCUGGUAAUGGACUGAAGGAAAUCAAAUCUGGAGUAAAGACUGAUUUCUUAAUCAAUACAUGUAAUGCUGGAGCCGGUCAACUAGCUGUGACCAUUGAUGGACCCUCUAAAGUGUCCAUGGACUGUACCGAAGUCGCAGAGGGAUAUAAAGUUCGAUACACGCCCUUAGCUCCGGGAGAUUAUUUCAUUACCGUCAAAUACAAUGGUUACCAUAUUGUAGGCAGUCCAUUCAAAGUUCCAUGCACAGGUACCGCUGUCGCAGAACCAGGUUCUCAUGAGACUUCUUCAGUGGUCGUGGAAACAGUUACCAAGCAGUCAAAACAUAAAGGAGAUCAACUUCCUAGGUUCCGAUCAAACCCGGCAAAAAUUACCAGCAAAGGACCAGGACUCAAGAAAGCCAUUACACACAAGAUGAAUUCAUUUCAGAUCAACUGUCAAGAUGCAGGAAACAACAUCCUUUUCGUAUCUCUGUAUGGGCCUAAAGGUCCCUGCGACGAGAUCCAUGUGAAACAUACCGGCCGUAACAUUUACAACGUCACGUACAUGGUGAAGGACAGAGGAGAACAUAUUCUCAUAGUCAAGUACGGCAACGACCACAUCCCCGGUAGCCCUUUCAAGGUCGAAUGCACAUAGAGAAGGACAAAAACAACUAUGGAUAUCAUAGAAAACCCUUUUUAACGUUUCUUACCAUCCAGGCUUUGUAAGGAAAUUCUUCCGCUUUCUUACUUUCAUGUAGCUAUGAUGCAAAUCUUGUUAGUCCAAUUAUGCCAAACCGUUUUUUGAGAAAAUCCAAAAACGCUGUUUUCCUUUUUAUUCACGAUUCAAACUUAGCUUUCUACGUGGGUUUCGUUUAUCGAUGCUUAGAACUUACAAACGCUCUGGAUGUAAGACAUGUACCACAAAAUGUCGAAUGUCUGUAAUUUGUGUAUUACGUCCAAUUUUGUAAAAUUUAACACAUCUAUAACAAAAAAUAAUAUUUUGUAUUAAUAUACCCUACAUUUUAUUGAGAUUGGCUUCAUUUUGAAUACAAAAUCCAUAAAAUGUGGAAAUAAGGAACAUAUCAAGAAAGAUAAAGGACGAAAAUAAGGGAAUGUUUAAACUGAUUUUUAAAUAACUAUUAGUUUUAUACCUGUACUACAUUUAACCAACUACAAAAUUUUCUUUGUAAUUAUUAUAAAAACUUUCCUUCUACGAAUGCUUUUUAAGUGCUUGCAUAUUAAAGCUCAAUAAGUAAAUAAAUUUAGCUAGGAAGUCUAAGUAUCGAUUAUUUGCUAUUCCUGUAUACUCAGUCCUAUUUAUGUAGAAUUUUUCUUGUUAUCUAACAGUGUAUUUUGAAUAAGAAACCUAUUUUGUUUUUAGCAAUUAAAUAAGUUGGUGUAGGAUUUAUUUAAUGAAUAUUUUUCUCUGAAUCUGAAUAACUUAAAUAGCAAAAUAAUUUAUAUCUUAUAUAUUUUAAUUAAAUUGAUAUUAACAGCCAAUACA
Molecule: messenger RNA, 3592 nt
Organism: Argiope bruennichi
Lineage: Eukaryota; Metazoa; Arthropoda; Arachnida; Araneae; Araneidae
Product: filamin-A-like
Exons: 15
Coding region: 242-2743 (833 amino acids)
Biological process (GO): actin cytoskeleton organization
Molecular function (GO): actin filament binding
Source: RefSeq, a predicted model, not a curated record